Molecule: messenger RNA, 996 nt
Organism: Dipodomys ordii (Ord's kangaroo rat)
Lineage: Eukaryota; Metazoa; Chordata; Mammalia; Rodentia; Heteromyidae
Product: olfactory receptor 6S1
Exons: 1
Coding region: 1-996 (331 amino acids)
Biological process (GO): G protein-coupled receptor signaling pathway
Cellular component (GO): membrane
Molecular function (GO): olfactory receptor activity; G protein-coupled receptor activity
Source: RefSeq, a predicted model, not a curated record
AUGACUCCCAGUGGGAACCAGAGUGGUAGGAUGACAGAGUUUGUCUUGGCAGGCUUCCCAAAUCUCAAUGGCACACAAGUAGAACUGUUUUCCAUGUUUCUUCUUGUCUAUCUGCUGACUCUGACGGGUAAUACGUUGAUCGUGGGGGUGGUUGGAGCUAACAAUCGCCUACAGACCCCCAUGUACUUCUUUUUGGGUAAUCUGUCUUGUCUAGAGAUUCUCAUCACUUCUGUCAUCGUUCCUAAGAUGCUGAGCAAUUUCCUCUGGAGGAAACACACAAUUUCCUUUGCUGCAUGCAUUACUCAAUUUUAUUUCUACUUCUUUCUUGGGGCCUCUGAAUUCCUACUGUUGGCAGUCAUGUCUGUAGAUCGCUACCUGGCCAUCUGCCACCCUCUGCGCUACCCUUUGCUCAUGAGCAGAGCUGUGUGCAUUCGUCUGGCCUUGGCCUGCUGGAUGGGGGGAGUCCUCCCUGUACUUGGCCCCACAGUGGCAGUGGCCUUACUUCCUUUCUGCAAACAGAGUGCUGUGGUACAGCACUUUUUCUGUGACAGUGGCCCACUGCUCCACCUGGCCUGCACCAAUACCAGGAUACUAGAAGAGACUGACUUCAUCCUAGCCUCACUUGUCAUUAUCUCUUCACUGAUGAUCACUGCUACCUCCUAUGUUCAUAUAAUCCUGGCUGUCCUGCAUAUCCCCUCCACAUCAGGCCGUCAAAAGGCCUUCUCCACCUGUACUUCACACUUGAUGGUGGUCACCCUCUUCUAUGGAAGUGCCACUUUUCUGUAUGUGCGGCCAUCACAGAGCAGCUUUGUGGAUACUAACUGGGCAGUGACAGUAGUAACAACGUUUGUGACACCACUGCUGAAUCCAUUAAUCUAUGCCUUGCGUAAUGAACAAGUAAAGGAAGCUUUGAAGGACAUGUUCAGGAAGGUAGUAGCAGAGGUUUUAGGGAAUAUUUUGCUUGCUGAUUGUACACAUAAGAAAACUGUAAGGUGA